CAUGAGGUCUAUGCCGACGACGAUCUGGUGUCAGUGUCCAGCUAUGCGGUCCUCGAUGGCGCAGCAGCGCAGCGUAUCGAGCAGCAGCUGGCAAUAUGCUUCAUCGUCGUCAAUGACCCCUGGACUCGUUCACGCGAAUCGGCAUACACUCCGUCUUUUGCACCGUUCCUUGCGAUCUCCAAGCCGGCAACGGACCUUUAUGUCAAGUGCGCAUCGUUCUGAAGCACACGGAAGCUCAUCAGGCCCUCGUCCGUCCAAAGAGGGCUUCACGACUCGGUUGAGAGAGCGAUUGAGACACUCGCCCGUCGUGUGGGGACCUAUCCCUAUCGGAGUCGGCAUUGCGCUGCUCGGCUUCAUCACCUUCAACAGACAGCGAAAGCGCACGCAAGCAGAAGAAGCUGAUGAGCGCAUCAAAGUCAAAGGGCCCUGGUCUGUGCAAGUCCUGGGAGCGCUACCCCUCAGGACAAUAUCGCGCAUCUAUGGCGCACUCAACUCGUACACCCUGCCUGAAUGGUUUCGAGUGCCUGGCUACAAGCUGUAUGGCUACAUCUUUGGCGUCAAUUUUGACGAAUGCGAAGUCGACGAUCUGAAGCAUUACAGGUCGCUGAGCGAAUUUUUCAUGCGGAGGCUGAAGCCAGGCGCGCGUGUAGCCGAGGAUGGCGUGCUGAUAAGUCCAGCUGAUGGCAAAGUUGUCAAUUUUGGCUACAUCGAAAACAGACGGGUCGAGCAAGUCAAGGGUGUCACCUACUCGCUCGACGCGCUACUGUCCGGCGUCGGCCCAGAGCAGAAGAAGCAGGGCGUGCUGUCGAAGCCUUCCGUACCUCCCACAGACCAAACCCAGCCACCCACUGGCAAGCAUGCCAGCUCGACGGACGAGGAAGAAUUUGCAGACAUCAAUGGCUUGCAAUACUCUGUAGACGACCUGAUAGGCGACGAAGACGACACGACCUCUUCUCACGAUUCACGAGUGGGCUCUCCGCCCGUAGAUGCAGACACACGACCCAACAGAUCCACACGAUAUGAAAAGACUACCCCUGUCGACGCUUCUGUUGAUGACUCUGAACGAUCGGCGAGGGGCGACUCCGAUCGCACGCUCGUCACUGACGCACAAGUUGCCCUCUCGCUUGCCAAAUCGCCAGACAUGCCAUGGACGGUCAAAGGUGUGCCCAGGCCGGGUAACAAGAUGUUCUUCGCGGUCGUCUACCUCGCGCCGGGGGACUAUCAUCGCUUCCAUUCGCCCACAGCUUGGGUCGUUGAGCGGAGACGUCAUUUCGGUGGCGAGCUGUUCUCGGUGUCGCCCUGGAUGGCAAAGCGGCUGCAAGAUCUGUUCGUACUCAAUGAGCGCGUCGCUUUGCUGGGGAGAUGGCGAUACGGCUUCUUCUCGAUGGUCCCCGUCGGUGCGACGAAUGUCGGCUCUGUCACACUCAACUUUGACAAGGAAUUGCGGACUAAUGCGCCACAACGACCUGCGCGGCCGGGCACAUUUGCAGAAGCAACGUACGCAAAAGCAUCAGCAUUGCUCAACGGUCAGCCUUUGAGAGCGAUGGAGGAGAUGGGCGGCUUCUGGCUCGGCAGUACGAUCGUGCUCGUCUUUGAAGCGCCCGAGGACUUUCAAUUCGUCGUCCAGCACGAUCAAAAGGUCAAAGUUGGCCAGCUUCUUGGUGACACCAAGGCGCACUUGCAGAAGAAAGGCUUGCACAAGUCGAGCUGACACGACCCUGAUCAACGAAUGGAAUGCACUUUGCUUGUCGCGACGCGCUUGUGCCUGAUCUAUGAGGCGGUCAACGACACCGAUGAGGUAGGCGUGGCUCGUCAUGUCGCAGCCAGUCGCAAGCGGUAGCAGGCUGCGACUGCCCGCAGACAGAGCUAUAGAUACGCUGCAAGCUCAGUCUGCAGAAGCGUGGC
This is a messenger RNA of Mixia osmundae IAM 14324, 1905 nucleotides long. RefSeq lists its product as uncharacterized. Gene Ontology annotation, molecular function: phosphatidylserine decarboxylase activity. The record is from RefSeq and is a predicted model, not a curated record. Gene Ontology annotation, cellular component: mitochondrion. Bases 200 to 1711 code for a protein of 503 amino acids. Gene Ontology annotation, biological process: phosphatidylethanolamine biosynthetic process. NCBI's taxonomy places the organism in Eukaryota, Fungi, Basidiomycota, Mixiomycetes, Mixiales, Mixiaceae. The transcript has 7 exons.